GGAGGUAAUUCUUGAGUCAAGGUCUUGCUUAAAACGUUCUGUUUAUUGGUUAAACGCCAUUAGUUUCCUGCAUGUUUGGGCGCUGUUUGACACGGUUGAGGCCGAUACGGAACGUCCGGAUAUGCUUCUUGAGCAAAACUGAACCCUGUUACUGCUGCCUCUCACAAGAACAAGACCCUGCGGCUGCUAAAACUUGUCCGUUUGUAUCGCUCAAUACUAUCAAGUCGCUACACACUGCUAUUGCAUAUUUUUGUUCAUGUCAACCCCAGAAAGAACUUAGGAUGAGGCAGCUGAAUUUCGAUAACCAGGCACUCAAGUGCCUGCCGUUUGAUCCUUCGGACGAUGUGAAAACGCAAAGACCCGUUCCUAAUGCGUGUUUUUCCAAGGCACAACCGACCCCUGUCGAGAACCCGGUGAUGGUUGCUUAUUCUUCGUCUGCUUUAGCCCUGCUGGGGUUAAGUGUUGAGGACAUUGAGACAAAUGAGGCCGUGGAAUAUUUCAGUGGAAAUAAAAUAAUGAAGGGUUCGGAACCAGCUGCCCAUUGCUAUUGCGGGUAUCAGUUUGGUCUAUUUUCGGGUCAACUCGGAGACGGAGCUGCUAUGUAUCUUGGUGAAGUUAUAAACGAUAAGAGUGAACGAUGGGAAAUACAACUGAAAGGGGCUGGCCUUACACCAUUCUCUCGUGGUGCCGAUGGCAGGAAAGUACUACGCAGUAGUAUACGAGAAUUUUUAUGCAGUGAGGCUUUUCAUUACCUGGGUAUUCCAACCACCAGGGCCGGAACAUGUAUAACAUCAGACUCUACAGUUGUAAGAGAUAUUUUCUACUCGGGCAACCCUAUCCACGAAAAAUGUACGAUUGUCCUCCGUAUUGCUCCAACGUUUCUCCGGUUUGGAUCAUUUGAAAUUUUCAAAGAAGAAGAUGAUCUAACCAAGCGAUCUGGACCCAGCACUGGCAACAAGGAGCUAUUAUUUCAGUUGUUGGAUUAUUCAGUCAAGUCUUUUUAUCCUGAGAUCUGGUCAGAACAUCAGAAUGACAAACAGCAAAUGUAUUUGAACUUCUACAAAGAAAUCGUAAAAAGGACAGCAAAACUGGUGGCGGCAUGGCAAUGCGUUGGCUGGUGCCAUGGUGUAUUGAAUACAGACAAUAUGAGUAUCUUGGGUUUAACAGUCGACUAUGGACCAUUUGGAUUCAUGGACAGAUUUAAUGACGAUUUCAUUUGUAAUUCAUCUGAUGGAGAAGGCCGAUACUCUUACAGUAAACAGCCAGAGAUCUGUAAAUGGAACUGUCGCAAACUGGCAGAAGAUAUCCAAGAAGCUGUGCCACUUGACAAGACUUUGCCCGAGUUGGAAAACAUCUUUGAUAAAACAUUUAAUGACGAAUACUUUGGAAUGAUGAAGAAAAAGCUUGGCUUCCAAAAAGACCACAAAGAGCUGAACAAUAUUGUUAAAGAUCUUCUUAAAACUAUGUCCUCAACUGGAGCAGAUUUCACAAACACUUUCCGUUUCCUGAGUAAAUUAGCUGUUCCAGGAGGGGAAGGCAAUGGCCUUGAUGAAGCACUUGAAUACCUUGUUUCAAACUGUUCAACCAUUGAAGAACUUAAAGCUGACUGCCAGCUUCGAGUGAACUCAAGAGAUUUUAACUUAAUUUUGGCAAUUGCUCAAACCAACCCAGACAUUUUAACACAACUUGGACCGGAGGUUCGUAAAGUUUUUAAAGAGUUGGAAAGAAUUGAAAAUGCCAGGAAACUUGCUGACAGGUCUCAGGAAGAGAAGGAACAGAGUGACAAGACAGAAUGGAAGGCAUGGUUGGAGCAAUAUCUUCAGUUAUUGCAGACUGAAGCCAGUGAAGAAGACGAUUUGGAAGGAUUCUGCAAGAAAAGGGUUCACCUUAUGAAUAGCGUCAAUCCAAGGUUUGUACUACGCAACUAUAUCGCAGAGAAUGCUAUAAAAGCUGCCGAAGGUGGUGAUUUCUUUGAGGUGCGCCGGGUUUACAGUCUUCUUCAAAAUCCUUACACUGACAGCACAGAAGUGGAUGAGGUUUCUACAAACAGAUUAGAUAUAUCUUCAAAUACUGAUAACACUGAUCAAGCUUCUUCAUCUUGUGAAGGUGCCGUUGCAGCAGCGGCCGCAGCAGCCGGUCUUGAGGACUCCAGUGUUUACAGUUCCUCAGGAUUCAGUUAUGACUGCAAACCUCCAAGUUGGGCUUAUGAUAUACGUGUCUCCUGAUCUUCAUAAAUUAUCUCUCAAUACUGCACCGUAGAAGCACUUGUUACUCACAAAUACACUUUAUUAAUAUUCUUGAGGGUGGCCAGCUGGCAGAAUCGUUAGCAUGCUGGAUGAAAUGCUUAGCGGUAUUUCACCCGUCGCUACGUUCUGAGUUCAAAUGCCAUCAAAGUCAACUUUGCCUUUCAUCUUUUCGAAGUUGAUGAAAUAACUACCAGUUACACACAGUUAUUAACUAGACCCUUCCCUCAAAUUCCAGGCCUUGUACCUAUAGUAAAAAAGGAUUAUAUUCUUGAGGGUGGGAGGACAAGUUCAACAAAGUUAUGUCUGGCCAUUUAGAAUAAGGAACUCAAAGAUAAGUCUGACAAAGGAUAAACAUUUAAUCCCUAAUUGUUACUUCAACAAAAUGUGUUUUGUUCAACAAACAAUUGCAUUGAAUGUUUACACUUUAGUAUAGUUGUUUAUUAUAUUAUCACUUCCACUUUAUCCAACAUUUUUAUCACUAGGGAUAACAUCCACCUGUUGUCCACCUCUAUAUUCUAUAAACCCCAUUUAUUCUGACUUCUGUAUCAACUAUUCUUCCAUCUUCACCAACUGCACAAUAAAGACCCCCCACUACUGCCACCACAACAACAACAUUCACUCUAAAUCUAAGGAGAUCCAACACUUUCUCAAUUGUGGCUGUCCUUGAUUUGUUGUGAAUAUUGCACAUUACUAAGCCAGAGCUAUUAGUCAUGCCAUCACACUCGUGUUGAGCAUAUAUUUAACUGCAGACUAGCUUCCCUUCUAUUUUACAUCUUGUCCAUCUUCUACUUAAUAUCUUGUCCAUUUUCCACUUAAUAUGCAUGCCCCUCCAUAACUUCUACUUUCUAUCCUCCAAGCUUUUGAUUCCCAAUCUUUCCCUGGCCACUUCUCUACGCCACACAAUUACUUUUCUGUCAGACAAAGGGUCAAUCUUCAAAUAUCAGAACCGCUUCUUUCCAUAUACAAAUUUAACAAAAUUUAGAUUUACUACAACCUACAUGGUCGACGGAGGGCACAAGAACACAGAGUAUUUGUAUGAUUAAAACCCUUAAUCCAGUAAACUAGUGAGUGACCUUAAGCUUACGGGUAAACAAGAAUUGAACUUUGGUGCUCAAAAUGCUCUGGCUCUGCUGAACUUCAAUAGAAUAUUACAGUAACAGUUUUUGCCACAAGAAGUAAAUAAGUAAUAAUUCUUAUUACUAAUGUUGUGUUUAGCGUGACAGAGAUAUAUCUUAACACAGUUUUUCUAAGAAUAUAGAAUUAACCAUAUUUAAAUUAUCACACAGACCUUAAUUAAUAUUUAGUGUGAACAAGUGCUUCUAUGGUGCUGAAAUAAGCCAAACAGAUUGCUAAGAAUGUUGGGGAAAAGAUCUUGGAGAAUUAACAAACUUGAAAGUCAUUAUCAAAAAAAUAAUUUCUCAUAUCAUAAAGUUUUUGCGUCUACUCCCACCCACCCCUUCAUUCUGCAUUAUUAAAACAGAUAGGUUAAGAAGUACUUAGUUGUCCAUUUCCAUUAUUUGGAUCCUGGUUCUUCACAAAGAUAUACAAAGGAACUAAACAUUAAUUCAUACUAACAAUUGCAGGAUUAAUGAACCCUAAUGUCGCUUUCUCUUCGUUAAUAACAAAAUAAAUUCCCUGAUUAUUAUUAUUGUUAUUAUUGAGGCGGUAAGCUAGCAGAAUCGUUAGCACACUGGGCAAAAUACUUAGCGGCAUUUCGUCCAUCUUAAAGUUCUGAGUUCAAAUUCCACCAAGAUCAACUUUGCCUUUCAUCCUUUCAGGGUCAAUAAAUUAAGGACCCAUCAAGCACUGGGGUCACUGUAAUCGACUAGCUCCCCACCCCUUUCCCAAUUUCAAACUUUGUGCCUAUUGUAGUAAGGAUUAUUACUAUAAUUAUCAUCAUCUCCUAAAAUUGCUGGCCUUGUGCCAAAAUUUGAAACAUGGGCAUUGAUUGAGCUGGCAGACCAAAAAUGUUUAGCAGCAUCACUUCCAGCUUCACAUUCUGAAGUUAAAUGCCACUAAGGUUGAUUUUACCAUUCAUUCAAAGUACCAGUUAAACACUGGGGUUGAGGUUUAUGUUAGAAACAAAUAUAAUAAUUGCCAUGAUGAAGGCAGAGGAUUGGCAGAAUUGUUAGCACAGCAGACAAAAUGACUUGUGGACCUUUAUGUUCCGAGUUCAAAUUCUGCCAAGCUUUUCAUCAUUGCAAUAAAAUAAAAUACCAGUUACGUACUGGGCUCAGAGUAAUCAAUCAUAUCCCUCCUCCAAAUUUAAGGCUACGUGCCUUUGUUAGAAAUUAUCAUCAUCAUCGUUAGGCGAGUUAAUUUUAUUGCAAACUGCUGACAUCAAUUACAGAUUAUCCAUUAGCAGAAUUAUCAGAUAAUCUAUCUAACCACAUUAUUAUUGUUUUUGUUUAUAAACAUUUAAAAUCCUCAUAAUUCAGUUUGUUCAAACAUAAAAUUAUUAUAUUGAUAUUAUAUCGGAUAUUAGAAACUAAGGAAAAUUGCAAAAUGAUUAGGUUCACUAAGAUCAUAAAGAUUAAAUGUUUAUCAGAUUAAUCAUCUUAAAAUAUUCAUCUUAUACUUCACUAAUUACUUUUCAUGUUUGUUAAUCCUUCAUCUUUUUCCUUGCUGAUGUAUGAUGGGUUUUGCUUAAUCUCUCAAGAGGGGCAAAUCCUUGACGAAGCAGUCAAAAUUGGCUUUUUUUUUUUUUUUUUUUUUUAAAUCAACUUUAAACAGUCUAAACAUACUAUUAAAGAAAUAUGAUUAAAUCAGCUUUUCUUUUUUUUUAAAUAUUUACAAAACGAUUAAUAAAAUUUUCUUAUAACAAAA
This is a messenger RNA of Octopus sinensis (East Asian common octopus), 5072 nucleotides long. RefSeq names its product protein adenylyltransferase SelO, mitochondrial. Bases 72 to 2225 code for a protein of 717 amino acids. The transcript is spliced from 13 exons. The record is from RefSeq and is a predicted model, not a curated record. NCBI's taxonomy places the organism in Eukaryota, Metazoa, Mollusca, Cephalopoda, Octopoda, Octopodidae.